This is a messenger RNA of Sphaerulina musiva SO2202, 1665 nucleotides long. RefSeq names its product glycoside hydrolase family 13 protein. Lineage: Eukaryota; Fungi; Ascomycota; Dothideomycetes; Mycosphaerellales; Mycosphaerellaceae. Gene Ontology annotation, biological process: carbohydrate catabolic process. Gene Ontology annotation, molecular function: calcium ion binding; alpha-amylase activity. Bases 1 to 1665 code for a protein of 554 amino acids. The record is from RefSeq and is a predicted model, not a curated record. The transcript has 2 exons.
AUGCCGUCCCCCAUUGGUUUCCUGUCUACCGUCCUCGCCUGUGCUGUCUUGGCGAAUUGUCUCACUCCAGCCGAAUGGAGGAGACAGUCGAUCUAUCAGGUCAUGACCGACCGGUUUGCACGAAGUGAUGGGUCGACGACGGCAUCGUGCGAUCUGGAUGAGUACUGCGGUGGCACUUGGAUUGGACUCAUCAAUCAAUUGGAUUACAUUCAGCAGAUGGGCUUCACUGCGGUCUGGAUCAGUCCCAUCGUCAAGAACAAGGUCCAAUCAAGCGAAGAUGGCAACUCCUACCAUGGCUACUGGGCGCAAGAUCUCUAUUCCGUCAACUCCCAAUUCGGCACCGAGGAAGAUCUGAAAGCGCUCUCCGACGAGCUGCACAAACGAGGCAUGUAUCUCAUGGUCGACGUGGUGCCGAAUCACAUGGCAUCUUUUUCCUCGCAGACGACAGUCGACUAUAGCCAAUUCAACCCCUUUAACAAAAAAUCCUACUUCCACACGCCCUGCGAAAUCGACUACGAUGACAUUAACUCGGUUGAAUACUGCUGGAUGGGCUCCAAUACCGUCUCUCUCCCGGACUUGCGAACUGAAGACUCCGUCGUUGCAAACAUGUGGUAUCAAUGGAUCAGCCAAAUCGUCUCGCGAUACUCCAUCGACGGCCUCCGCAUCGACACCGCUUACGAAGUCUCUCCCAGGUUUUGGGCAGGUUUUCAAGCCGCGGCGGGAGGAAUCCAUGUCCUCGGCGAAGUCUGGCAUGGGAAUCCUAAUGUCCUUUGCCCUUAUCAGAAUUAUCUCACGGGUUUGAUGAAUUAUGCUGCUUACUACUGGAUUAUCGAAACUUUUCAAGACCCGUCUUCUUCUUCUUCUUCUUCUACUACUACUUCAUCUACUUCAUCAUCAACAUCCAUGACCCGCCUCGCAAACAACAUCCGCUGGCUCCAAUCCACCUGUCCCGACACUUCUCUCAUGGGAAUUUUUACCGAAAAUCACGAUAAUCCUCGUCUACCUUCUCUCUUCACCUCCAACAACAACAACAACAACAACACUCUCACCCGCAUCCAAAACGCUCUCACCUUCCAAUUCCUCUCCGACGGAAUCCCCAUCUUAUACCAAGGUCAAGAACAAUUCUUCACAGGCUCCUCCGUCCCCGAAAACCGUCAAGCACUAUGGUUAACAGGUUUCGAGAGAAAUACCGAAUUGUACCGUCAUGUUCAAAAAUUGAAUCAGAUUCGUUCUUGGGCGAUUUUUCAAGCCCCAGCUUCAUCGUCAUCAUCCUACGCCUCCUCCUCUGGAAAUGAUAACGAAAACGAAAACGAAUCAUACCUCCUCUCCCCUUCAAUCCCAACACCUCUCACCGAACAAAUUCUCUCUUUACGAAAAGGUCCUGUGGGGAAACAAAUUGUCUGCAUCCUCAAUAAUCUCAAUAAUCUCCCCAUCAAAUCCUCCUCCUCCGACGACGACGACGACGACGAUUCCUCAACAACAACAAUCACAUUAUCUUCCACAGCGAGCGGAUUUACACCGGAAAUGUCUUUGAUGGAAAUUUUCUCGUGCCAAAUUUUCAAGACGGAUAGUCGGGGGAAUUUGGGAGUUACUGUUACCGCGGGGAGGGUUUUGGUGUUUUAUCCUAGGGGGAAAAUUGAGGGGAGUGGGGUUUGUGGAUUUUGA